CUAAGACGGGUCAAAUGAGAGUAUGUGCUUGAGAAUCUGAGAGUGGUUUUUGGAAAAUAAAUUAUCAACCAAUCCCACUAAUUAGUUAAUUUAACGGUGACUAAAAGAUUAAGUGAUGUUGAAUACAGGCUUUAGUGUUCCAGUCAUAGUCUCUGCAACAAGCUAGCAUAUUCAUGCAUUUCUCACACCAUAAUUUCAUAUUACAACGCAACGAAAACAUGUAAGAGGACAUAGCUUUUACUGCAACAGAGCAAACCAAAGGAGGAGAGCUAAAUGUCCUGGCAGCAGUCAAAUGUGUGAAACAGAGCUUAUAUGGUUUCAGUUCUCAGAUUUCAGCACUCCAAAGUGUAAUAGAGCUUCAUGGCUUACAAAUUAUAAACAGAAAUUGAAAGAAAACAAACAAACUUGACUAACAAUGAAAGGCUCUGUUCUCUGAUGUGUUUCUCUUACCUGCCUAUGCUCUAGAAGAGUUGCUGUCUUUGACCACAAUAAUGUCUUGUUUCCGCAACAAACCAACCAGUCAAAAUAAAUGUGUGAACAUCUACUUUUUUUGGUCAUCAGCCAUUCUUUUUUUUUUUUGGUCUUAACUACUCUUCAAAUUCUCUUUCAUAGUAUUUACUUUAUCAUCUUUCAUUGCUUUUAGUUCGUGUUUUGGUGUUUUACAACACCUGUUUGUUGAACAAUAACAUUUUAACCACAGCAUGAAACAACCUUCUUGAUAGCUUGAGUGCCUAUUUAAACCGGCAAAAAGAUCUACACCGCAGCAGUUCGAAGAAGUAGAAAGAGGAAUGGAAAAGGUAGGUGAAGAGGAGGAGAAGACCAUAGAAGAAGCAAACAACUCAGUUGAGGAGACGAGAAGUGAUAAGGAAGAUGAAAGGAUCAGAGAUACAAUCACAGAAGAAGGCUCCACAGAUCCAUCUAACUCGCAAACGUUAACCUUUGAAUAUCAUGACGUCAGUGAACAUGAAAUGGAAGACGAGGAGGUUCUCGAGCUUUUCAGACGUAAUAGCGGUGUGGUUGCCAGCAGCAAGAACUUCCCAUAUCUGUACAAGUCAGAGGAGAUGGUAACAGAAGAAACAAAUGCAAUGAACUUGAGUUCACCGCAAAUACUAGAAGGAAUCAGGUCAUCAUCAUCAUCAUCAUCUUCAAAUGAUUCGUCCGGUAACUCAGACCUUAAUUCCAGCCUUUCCAGGUAUUAUUUUGACGGGUCCUUACCUGAAACCCAUGAAGAUGAAUCUCUUGUACCUAAAGAUGAGAACCAGAAGAUGUCUCUACUGUGCCCCAAGCGACCAACUUCGUGGAGGAAUUUGUGUGGGCUCUUCGAGCUUCUCAGAGCUGCUGAUCCAUAGAAGAAAAAAUUGACCUAGAGCAAAGCCAAGAGUAUGUAUGGUCUUCUGGUAACUAAUCCUAAUAUGCAAUGAAUAAUACAUCUUUGCAGAAUAAUAUAAGGAAUAAGAGAGCAUAAGCACAACUACAUCCAGAGCACAGAGUGACAUGUUGUACUAGUAACCAUCACAUCAUGGCUUCUAAUAGUAAUGUUGCUCAUGUUCUUUUAGCAACAAGUGUCUCUCUUUGUAAUUCAAUUCAGUUACCAGAAGUACUGCAAA
Molecule: messenger RNA, 1607 nt
Organism: Raphanus sativus (radish)
Lineage: Eukaryota; Viridiplantae; Streptophyta; Magnoliopsida; Brassicales; Brassicaceae
Exons: 2
Coding region: 789-1349 (186 amino acids)
Source: RefSeq, a predicted model, not a curated record